AUGCUCGCUCCACUCCGUCUCUCCUGUCCCACCCUCCUCUCCUCCCCCCCAGUCACACUGUUCCACGUGUUAAUCGCUUUAUGGAUUCUGAUCGGCGUGGGCGUGUGCGUGUGGCGGUUCGUGGCAAGGCAGUACCAGUGGCACGGGGAGCGGCGGGGGGAGCUGAGGCAAUGGUGUUCGCAACGAGCCAUAAUGCUGGAGCAGCAGCUGCUGGCGCACACCGGGCAGACGCAGACGCUGGCAGGUUUGGUGUCGUCCCUGGGUCGCAUGGCUGAGGACGGCCAAUGGGCGCUGGACACGUGUCUCUCUGAGAGGCGUUGGCUGGCGUAUCUCAGCCAAACCAAGUCCACCCGGCCUGGAGGCGCUGAGGCGUUUGCGUGUCUCUAUGUCACAAAUGCCCAGAGGCGUGUCUUUGAGCGGCGCAACAACGCCUCGAUCACCGAUGCGUUCACCGCCCUGCCACGCAUGCCUGCUCCAAUCUACUGCCCCAAGGUGCUGGACGUGAACAGUGAGUCAGGGGCUGCUCUCCUCUCAGACGCCCUCCAGGCCUUCCCCUCAGAGCUUGCUCUCGUGCAUUCCUUAGCCAAGGAGGUGCUGGACGUGAACAGUGAGUCAGGGGCUUCUCUCCUCCCAGCCGCCCUCCAGGCCUUCCCCUUGGAGCUUGCUCUCGUGCAUUCCUUAGCCAAGGAGGCUAUUGCUCCGGGCUGCUCUCCUCCCAGCCGCCCUGCAGGCCUUCCCCUCGGAGCUUGCUCUCGUGCAUUCCUUAGCCAAGGAGGCUAUGGCUCCGUCCCGCCCCCCAUCACCUCCACCCACCACCAGGUGCUGGACUUGGACAGCAAGUCAGGGGCUGCUUUCCUGUCAGACGCCCUGCAGGCCUUCCCCUCAGAGCUUGCUCUCGUGCGUGCCUCAGCCAAGGAGACAUUCACGCUGCCCUACGCCACCACCGCCACUAGCACUGCUGGUCUGGGGGUGGUGUUCCCGGUGCUGCAGCAGCAUCCCUUCCCCACGUCCCCCUUGCAGCAGCAGCAGGCACAGGCAGCAGUGGUGGGAGCAGUGACCACCACCAUCAACCUCACUGCUGUCGUGCAGAGCGUGCUCGCUGAGAUCUUCGCAUCCUCCACUCCAUCCACACGUGAUCGGAACCGCACUGCUGUCGUGCAGAGCGUGCUCGCUGAGAUCUUCUCAUCCUCCACUCCAUCCACACGUGAUCGGAACCGCACUGCUGUCGUGCAGAGCGUGCUCGCUGAGAUCUUCUCAUCCUCCACUCCAUCCACACGUGAUCGGAACCGCACUGCUGUCGUGCAGAGCGUGCUCGCUGAGAUCUUCUCAUCCUCCACUCCAUCCAUACGUGAUCGGAACCGCACUGCUGUCGUGCAGAGCGUGCUCGCUGAGAUCUUCUCAUCCUCCACUCCAUCCACACGUGAUCGGAACCGCACUGCUGUCGUGCAGAGCGUGCUCGCUGAGAUCUUCUCAUCCUCCACUCCAUCCAUACGUGAUCGGAACCGCACUGCUGUCGUGCAGAGCGUGCUCGCUGAGAUCUUCUCAUCCUCCACUCCAUCCACACGUGAUCGGAACCGCACUGCUGUCGUGCAGAGCGUGCUCGCUGAGAUCUUCUCAUCCUCCACUCCAUCCACACGUGAUCGGAACCGCACUGCUGUCGUGCAGAGCGUGCUCGCUGAGAUCUUCUCAUCCUCCACUCCAUCCACACGUGAUCGGAACCGCACUGCUGUCGUGCAGAGCGUGCUCGCUGAGAUCUUCUCAUCCUCCACUCCAUCCAUACGUGAUCGGAACCGCACUGCUGUCGUGCAGAGCGUGCUCGCUGAGAUCUUCUCAUCCUCCACUCCAUCCACACGUGAUCAGCACCGCACUGCUGUCGUGCAGAGCAUGCUCGCUGAGAUCUUCUCAUCCUCCACUCCAUCCACACGUGAUCGGAACCGCACUGCUGUCGUGCAGAGCGUGCUCGCUGAGAUCUUCUCAUCCUCCACUCCAUCCACACGUGAUCGGAACCGCACUGCUGUCGUGCAGAGCGUGCUCGCUGAGAUCUUCUCAUCCUCCACUCCAUCCACACGUGAUCGGAACCGCACUGCUGUCGUGCAGAGCGUGCUCGCUGAGAUCUUCUCAUCCUCCACUCCAUCCAUACGUGAUCGGAACCGCACUGCUGUCGUGCAGAGCGUGCUCGCUGAGAUCUUCUCAUCCUCCACUCCAUCCACACGUGAUCGGAACCGCACUGCUGUCGUGCAGAGCGUGCUCGCUGAGAUCUUCUCAUCCUCCACUCCAUCCAUACGUGAUCGGAACCGCACUGCUGUCGUGCAGAGCGUGCUCGCUGAGAUCUUCUCAUCCUCCACUCCAUCCACACGUGAUCGGAACCGCACUGCUGUCGUGCAGAGCGUGCUCGCUGAGAUCUUCUCAUCCUCCACUCCAUCCACACGUGAUCGGAACCGCACUGCUGUCGUGCAGAGCGUGCUCGCUGAGAUCUUCUCAUCCUCCACUCCAUCCAUACGUGAUCGGAACCGCACUGCUGUCGUGCAGAGCGUGCUCGCUGAGAUCUUCUCAUCCUCCACUCCAUCCACACGUGAUCGGAACCGCACUGCUGUCGUGCAGAGCGUGCUCGCUGAGAUCUUCUCAUCCUCCACUCCAUCCAUACGUGAUCGGAACCGCACUGCUGUCGUGCAGAGCGUGCUCGCUGAGAUCUUCUCAUCCUCCACUCCAUCCACACGUGAUCAGCACCGCACUGCUGUCGUGCAGAGCAUGCUCGCUGAGAUCUUCUCAUCCUCCACUCCAUCCACACGUGAUCGGAACCGCACUGCUGUCGUGCAGAGCGUGCUCGCUGAGAUCUUCUCAUCCUCCACUCCAUCCACACGUGAUCGGAACCGCACUGCUGUCGUGCAGAGCGUGCUCGCUGAGAUCUUCUCAUCCUCCACUCCAUCCACACGUGAUCGGAACCGCACUGCUGUCGUGCAGAGCGUGCUCGCUGAGAUCUUCUCAUCCUCCACUCCAUCCACACGUGAUCGGAACCGCACUGCUGUCGUGCAGAGCGUGCUCGCUGAGAUCUUCUCAUCCUCCACUCCAUCCACACGUGAUCGGAACCGCACUGCUGUCGUGCAGAGCGUGCUCGCUGAGAUCUUCUCAUCCUCCACUCCAUCCAUACGUGAUCGGAACCGCACUGCUGUCGUGCAGAGCGUGCUCGCUGAGAUCUUCUCAUCCUCCACUCCAUCCACACGUGAUCGGAACCGCACUGCUGUCGUGCAGAGCGUGCUCGCUGAGAUCUUCUCAUCCUCCACUCCAUCCACACGUGAUCGGAACCGCACUGCUGUCGUGCAGAGCGUGCUCGCUGAGAUCUUCUCAUCCUCCACUCCAUCCAUACGUGAUCGGAACCGCACUGCUGUCGUGCAGAGCGUGCUCGCUGAGAUCUUCUCAUCCUCCACUCCAUCCACACGUGAUCAGCACCGCACUGCUGUCGUGCAGAGCAUGCUCGCUGAGAUCUUCUCAUCCUCCACUCCAUCCACACGUGAUCGGAACCGCACUGCUGUCGUGCAGAGCGUGCUCGCUGAGAUCUUCUCAUCCUCCACUCCAUCCACACGUGAUCAGCACCGCACUGCUGUCGUGCAGAGCAUGCUCGCUGAGAUCUUCUCAUCCUCCACUCCAUCCACACGUGAUCGGAACCGCACUGCUGUCGUGCAGAGCGUGCUCGCUGAGAUCUUCUCAUCCUCCACUCCAUCCACACGUGAUCGGAACCGCACUGCUGUCGUGCAGAGCGUGCUCGCUGAGAUCUUCUCAUCCUCCACUCCAUCCACACGUGAUCGGAACCGCACUGCUGUCGUGCAGAGCGUGCUCGCUGAGAUCUUCUCAUCCUCCACUCCAUCCACACACCGAUCAUUUGAGCUCUACGAUACCACAGACCCUGCCUCCCCGCUCAUGUUCACAGGCCCCACGCCGCUCAUGUUCACAGGCCCCACGCCGCUCAUGUUCACAGGCCCCACGCCGCUGCUCUUUUCUGCCCUUGCCUGCUUCUCUUCUCUUGCCUGCUUCUCUUGCCUGCUCCUCACCUCACCUUCCCCAUUCCGCUCCGACCGAUCAGUUGAGCUCUACGAUACGACAGACCUUGCCGCCCCGCUCAUGCUUGCCAGCCCCAUGCCGCUGCUCUUCCAGCCGCAGCCCGGCCAGCCGGUCGCCCCGCUGCUGCCGCUGCCCCCCUCGGUGCUGCGCCGUAUUGAGCAAGCGGAGAGGAAUGAGGCACUGCUGGAGAGGGGAGCUCACCUGCCUGAGACGGAUUCUCAGGUGGAGCAGAUGAGAGCUGAGAUGGCGGAGCUGAGUCGUCAGCUGGCUGAGAGAGAGCCAGCUGACGACUCAGCUCCGCCAUCUCAGCUCUCAUCUGCUCCACCUGAGAAUCCCAGGUUCACGGAGCCCCCCUCUUGGUUUGUUGAAUACAGAAUGCCCAUCCUCUGGACGCUGCUGGUGCUGGCGCUACUGGUAACCCAAUCCCCCCCUGUCCCUCCCACUGUACGCCCCAACCGAUUCACGGAGCCGCCAUCGCGGUUCAUGGAGUAUGGAAUGCCGACCCUGUUCACACUGCUGGUGCUGGCGAUAGUGACCCGAUUCCCCCCUGCAUGUCCGUUCUCUCCCACUUGUUUCCAGACCAGGUUCACGGAGCCCCCCUCUUGGUACAUGGAGUAUGUGAUGCCGACCCUCUUCACCCUGCUCGUGCCGGCGCUGGUAGCGCUGGUGGCGGUGGUGGCGUGCCCGCAGCGGCGCCAGUUCACGGAGCCCCCGUCUCGGUUUGAAGAGUAUGUUCUGCCGACCCUCUUCACCCUGCUGGUGCUGGCGCUGGUAGCGCUGGUGGCGGUGGUGGCGUCCCUGCAGCGGCGGCAGUACGAGCAGAGCAGGCGGGCAGCAGUGGAGGCGGAUGCGAUGAGGGCGGAGGCGGAGGGGGCGGAGAGGAGCAAGAGCUGCUUUGUCGCGAGCAUGACUCAUGAGCUGCGCACUCCCAUGCUUGGCAUCAUCGGCAUGCUAGACAUGCUCUCGGACUCACAUCUUUCUAGCAACCAGCUCUCAGACUUAAGCACAGCGCGCACCUCUGCCCUCAAGGUGCUGAAGCUGGUGAACCAGGUGCUGGACCUCUCCAAGCUGGAGGCGGGGCGGCUGCAGCUGGAGCCGGGCGGGUUUGACGUGCACGCGUGGGUGGAGGGGGUGGUGGGCCGGCGGUGGGCGGAGGCGCAAGAGAGGAACUUGCACUUGGCAGCAGUAGUGGACGCCGAUGUGCCGCCUCAGCUGGUGGGGGAUCAACUGCGCCUCGCCCAAGUGCUCUCUCAAGUGAUGGGUGGGUGCUCACUUACUGUCGCCUCUUCUGUUCAGUUUUUGAGGUGCCUAUCAGAGUCUAUCACAAGUCAAGCCAUGGAUGGGCUGUUCAGUUCGGAUGUCUGGCCAGCUCAAAAGAUGUCUGGCCAGCUCAAAAGAUACUACGCCUUGUCAUUCACACCGCACGGGGGCUACGUGCUGGUGCGGGUGGCUGUGGUGGAUGCUCAUGUGCCCAUGGCUCAGCUGGCUCAGUGGAACGCGUCCUGUGCUGCAGCCAGCAGCGCGAGGGUGACUACACUGAUAGGCUCAGACGAUGUGACUAUAACAGGGGAUGCUGACGCAGCAGCAGCAGCAGCAGCAGCAGCAGCAGCAGCAGCAACGGCUUGCUUUGCUGGCAGUGCUGGACCGUGCGGAGAGAAGCAGAGCUGUUGUCAAGCUAUGGCUGCUCGCAAUACGCUCAAUACGCGCAAACGGCCAGGAUAUGGCAAAAGUAGUGUGUGUGACUGUAGAGGAGCAGAACCAUGCAACCUUCGUGGUCCCUGCAUACGUGGUAACUGUACAAGCGGCAUCAGUGGUAACCGUAUUAUGGGUGGUAGUAGUAACCAUACAGUCCACGUGGAUUGUGACUGUCACUACGGCGGAAGAAGGGGAGCAGCAGCAGGCGGGGCAAUGCAGCUGGUGGUGACGUGUGAGCACAGCGGGUGUGACAACAGCGAGACCAUGAAUGGAUUCAUGUUUCGAUUUGAGGAGAUGCGUAGCUUGCAGGAGGGAGCUGAGGAAGCUGCUGCGAAGCUCAGCCUUGUGUUAGCUAAGCAACUGGUGACUCUAAUGAAGGGUGACAUGAGCUGCAAGGUCGACCCUGUUACAGGAACAGCUUUCACCCUCGCCAUACCCAUACUCUCUGCUCCACCACAGCUGCCCCAGACAAGCCUUUCUUCAACAGCCCUCCACCAGAUCAACCUGUCUCAUACAAGCCUGCCCUUUUUAAAAGCCGUUUUUCCGGCUGCCACUCCUGCCACUGCACCUGCUGUCGAUGCCGCGCCUUCUGCUCAAGUGGACGGCUGGGAGAACCAUGGAACCAUGGCCAUGGGAGCCAUGGUUACCAUGAUGCUCGGCGGCAUGGGACGGGACCUUUCUGCAGACCUUUCUGGAGUGCUGGUGGUGGCGGAUGGCCAGCCGGAGAGAGCAAAGCUGACUUCCCGUGUGUUGACACACUUAGGAGCAUCCGUGCUGCUGGCGAACGAUGAACAGGCAGCAGCUUCCUUCUUAGCCGAUUCUCACACCUCCCACCAACGAUCUUCACGUUCCCACUCGCACCAGCAGCACUUAGUUAAGUUGUGUGGGAAGCAGGUGGUGGUGGUAGUGAGCGGGGAGGCUGGCCUGAAGAGGUUCCAAGAGGCGUUUUCUCAACUGACCAUACUCCUCCCACCAGCAUCGCCUUCACCACCCACCUCGUUAUACUUCAACCUCUCGUUAACCUCUCAUUUCACUUCUCCCUCUUUAUCCCUUGGCCUCCCUCUCACCCCUGUCCCGCAGACCAUACUCCUACACCAGCAUCGCCUGCACCACCCACCUUCUCCCUACCCAGCCGGAUCUCAGCAGUCAGCCACCACUGCUACUGCCAAUGUCACUGCCUCUGCCGCUGCUGCUGCCACUGCCACUGCUCCUGCUGUGGGCCCAGCCGCUUCCAUGCCAUCGCCAAUAACACUAACAGCAGCACUCACUCCGGCUGCAACCUCUGCUGCUACAGCCUCUGUUGCGACAGCUGUGCCUGCUGCUAUCCCCACUGAUGCUUCAAGUGGUGCUGGCAUUGGCAGUUCUAAUGCCGAUUGCAGAAAGAGGGUUACAUUUAUGGAGGGGGGGAGUCGAGGUGGAGGGCCAGCAGGGAGAGGGGGAGCAGAAGGAGUGGGAGCAAAGGAGCGAGCGGCGGCAGCAGGAGAAGGAGCAACCGCAGCAGGAGGAGGGGUUGCGGCAGGUGGAGGGGUUGCGGCAGGAGGAGGGGUUGCGGCAGGAGGAGGGGUUGCGGCAGCAGCAGCAAGAGGAGGAGGAGUAGCAGCAGGAGGAGAAGGGGAAGGGGAGAGUCUGCUAGCUGGGCUGAGAAUCAUGGUGGUGGACGAUGCGGCGGUGAAUCUGCUUGUGGCGCGCCGCACUCUCACUCGCAGCGGCGCCACCGUCGCCACCGCAGGCAGUGGGGAGGAGGCGCUGCGGCAAGUCAAGCUCGCUCUGGAGGACACUGCGGGGGCGGUGCAUGCACAUGUGGAUGUGGUGCUCAUGGACCUGCAGAUGCCCCUUAUGGACGGGUUCGCAGCCACAGCAGCCAUACGAGCACACGAGCAAGCCCUGCUUUGUCAUCCUGCAUCUCCACCAGAAGCCACAGCCAGAGCAGCAACGGCAGAUGCACAAUCAUGCACACAAGCAUCAGUCAACCCCGCCAUCCCUCGGCUCCUCAUAGUGGCUCUCACAGCAGAUGUGGAUGCUGAAAUCACUCGGCGCUGCCUUGCAAGUGGUUUUGAUGGCGUUUUGCAGAAGCCUGUCGACCCAAAGCUGCUGGCGCAACUGCUGCUCCGGCUUGGUUUCCCAAAGCUGUCCCCUGCUGCGAGCAGUGCUGCCACGCGGCUCUCCCCCUUUCAGAUCGCUCGUCGGCCGUCGCACACCGUCGCUCGUCCAUCGUCGCACGCCGUCGCUCGUCGCUCGUGGCGCGUCCUCCUUCUCCUGCUCCUUGCCCUCGCUCUCGCAACCCGCCUUGCUGCCGCGUCUGAUGACGCGGCCUCUCCUCCACCGCACGAUUCUGGGUCAUCAGAAGAAUCAACGGCGACCACUGUGCCCGAGACGGAUGCAAAGCUAGACGCUGCCCAUGGGUCUGCCCUUGCCAUAACAUCUACUGAAGCAAUGUGUGUACCUUUCUCCUUCCAAACCCCUGCGCCCUUCCACCCCCUCCCCCAGACGACACCCCCAGCCCAUGGGUCUGCCCUUGCCAUAACAUCUACUGAAGCAAUGUGUGUACCUUUCUCCUUCCAAACCCCUGCGCCCUUCCACCCCCUUCCCCAGACAACACCCCCCCAGUAUGGGUCUGCCCCUGCAAUUCCUCCUUCAACCCAUCACCCACCCAACCUCCUAGCACCUCCAUCCCCACUAUAG
Molecule: messenger RNA, 8433 nt
Organism: Closterium sp. NIES-65
Lineage: Eukaryota; Viridiplantae; Streptophyta; Zygnematophyceae; Desmidiales; Closteriaceae
Source: the annotation of a GenBank genome assembly